UUGCUUCCAGCCCUCAUCCCGGAGCGCGCGGCGAGACGGCCAACUGCGGGCUUGGCGUCGCGGGAGGGGCCGCAGGGAGCGGCAGAAGGAGGCAGGCUAGCAGGGCGGGGAGCCUGUCUGACCACGGCGUUAGGCCUGUCUGACCACGGCGGGGUCGGGGAAGUGCGGGCGGCGCCGUCUCUUCCCGGUCUCGGCGAGGCCAGAGCAUUCGCAGGAGGCGGCACGCUCUCCCGGCCAUGUCAGAGCCUCUGCCCGCGUUCCUGGAUCGGCUGCGGGGGCCCUGGCUGGGUACUCGGACCCCGCCUCUGCGGGGGCUCGCCACUGCCUCCCCCUCCAAGAGUUUUCUUGGUGGUUUUUUUGGUCCCAUUUGUGAGAUCGAUGUUGUCCUUAAUGAUGGAGAAACGAGGAAAAUGGCGGAAAUGAAAACUGAAGAUGGCAAAGUAGAAAAACACUAUCUUUUCUAUGAUGGGGAAUCUGUUUCAGGAAAGGUAAACCUAGCCUUUAAGCAACCUGGAAAGAGGCUAGAGCACCAAGGAAUUAGAAUUGAAUUUGUAGGUCAAAUUGAACUUUUCAAUGACAAGAGUAAUACUCACGAAUUUGUAAACCUAGUGAAAGAACUAGCCUUACCUGGAGAACUGACCCAGAGCAGAAGUUAUGAUUUUGAAUUUAUGCAAGUUGAAAAGCCAUAUGAAUCUUACAUCGGUGCCAAUGUCCGCUUGAGGUAUUUUCUUAAAGUGACAAUAGUAAGAAGACUGACAGACUUGGUAAAAGAAUAUGAUCUUAUUGUUCACCAGCUUGCCACCUAUCCUGAUGUUAACAACUCUAUUAAGAUGGAAGUGGGCAUUGAGGAUUGUCUACAUAUAGAAUUUGAAUAUAAUAAGUCAAAGUAUCAUUUAAAGGAUGUGAUUGUUGGAAAAAUUUACUUCUUAUUAGUAAGAAUAAAGAUCCAACAUAUGGAGUUACAACUGAUCAAAAAAGAGAUCACAGGAAUUGGACCCAGUACCACAACGGAAACAGAAACAAUCGCUAAAUAUGAAAUAAUGGAUGGUGCACCAGUAAAAGGUGAAUCAAUUCCAAUAAGACUAUUUUUAGCGGGAUAUGACCCCACUCCAACAAUGAGAGAUGUGAACAAAAAAUUUUCAGUAAGGUACUUUUUGAAUCUAGUCCUUGUUGAUGAGGAAGACAGAAGGUACUUCAAGCAGCAGGAAAUCAUUUUAUGGAGGAAAGCUCCUGAAAAACUGAGGAAACAGAGAACAAACUUUCACCAGCGAUUUGAAUCACCAGAAUCACAGGCAUCUGCUGAACAGCCUGAAAUGUGAAGUGAAUGGGAAAAAAAAAAAAAGAAAAACAAAGCCCUCCUAUAUCCACUGAGAUUAAGUUUGGCAGGAUAAAGAUGGUUGCAGUAUGUAUGGGGGGGAGGAAAGGCCAAAAGUCCAUUUAUAAUAGUCUUCCUUUAUCUUACAGUGCUGCAUUUAUUUUAUGAUAUAACUAAAUGUUCUUCGUGUAUAUACAUUAAAAAAUGUGCUUUCUUUGAAACACUGGGACUUUCUUAAGUUGCCUUUUUUUUUUAACUGCACACUUUGAUGAUAAGCACUCAUAUGCGUCAGUAUAAACAUUAAAGAUUUUCGUGAGUAGGCUGGUAUUUGUAAUUUUGCUUUCUUUCUGCAUAAGUUGAUUAUAAAUCCUUUUCUCCUUUUUCAUGCUAAUGAUUACCUCUUAUUCUCUACUUGCAAAAAAUGAAAUAUUUUGUGUUCAAAUAAAAGUAGAAAACCUGAAUGGCCCUUACAUACUGCAGAGAUUUAAAACAUGGCAUCUCAAUAUUUUUUCGUGCUACAUUUAUGGUUUUACAUAUGUAUGUGAGAAAUGUAUAUGGAAUGUUUCACUGUAGGUGCAUCUGAGUCUACCAUUCCAUGGGUUCCUGAAUUUUAUUCUCUUUGACGUCUUCUGUGGUAAGAAUAUUACAUGUUUUCCACAGGAGAUUAUGUGGCAUGUCAUUGUAGCUUUCCCCCCCCAAUGUUAAGUAACCAUUUUGCUACUACCCAUCAGGUUCUACUGUGUGUUUCCUGCAAUGUGGAGUUGACUCUGUAUUGUUGGCAUUUUAGAAUUUUUAAAAACUAUAUAAUUUUUCCAUUAACACUUUGAAAUUUUUUUAAGGAAUCUUUUUACCACAUACAUACAAAUACAAUUUUCUUGACUUCAUAAAUAUUUUCUUCCCUUUUCAGGGGAGAAUUUGAGGAUGGGUGGAUUCAGUUAGACCUGUUAAGCAUGUAGUUAUCCAGAUCUGGACACUUUUUAUGUUUGUUAAAUUGGAACUUUGGCUAGUUCAAACUCAGUUUUAAACGUCACCCGUUCUGCUUAAAAAUUUGUAACACUAAAUUCAAGUCAUUUGUUCAAAGUCUGUAAAAAAGAAGGCUGCAGUCAUCUGUUCAUAUGCAUGAGGUCUGAUCUCAAAUACACUAAAUGUGGGGUGUAGGAACUAAAACGACGAAGCCUGUUGUGUGAAACUACUUUCACUUAUGGUUCAUUGGUUUUUGUACCAGUAUUUUUUAUACACUUCAGUGCAAGUCUCGUCAGUUAACCUUACUUUAUGAGUAAGCUAAGUAACCCAAAUUACAUUUCUUUAAACUUGUUUUACUACUGUGGCACUUUGAUAAAAUGGUCAGUAACCAACUUUACUGGCUAAAGGUUCCAUGUACCAUGUGCUGGAGCAUCUAUUUUACAUGUGGAUAUCUGUAAAUGGUAAUGUUUUCCUUCAUGUAAGUGCCUGUUCAGAAUUUCAGAAUUUUAAAAUGUCAAAUAUUUUCAUGGUCACUUGCAUGUAGUAAUCUAGAAAAUAUUCAAAGAAAAUUUGAAAACCAAUUGUAUUUAACCAGCCUCAAAUUGUGCAACCAUGAUGUAUAAUAAAGAAUUUGAAACAGA
Messenger RNA from Rhinolophus ferrumequinum (greater horseshoe bat), 2919 nucleotides. It is a transcript of the gene VPS26A, whose product is annotated as VPS26 retromer complex component A. The record is from RefSeq and is a predicted model, not a curated record. NCBI's taxonomy places the organism in Eukaryota, Metazoa, Chordata, Mammalia, Chiroptera, Rhinolophidae. Bases 237 to 1319 code for a protein of 360 amino acids. Gene Ontology annotation, biological process: retrograde transport, endosome to Golgi; intracellular protein transport. Gene Ontology annotation, cellular component: retromer complex; endosome. The transcript is spliced from 9 exons.